Messenger RNA from Oppia nitens, 736 nucleotides. Its product is annotated as chromodomain-helicase-DNA-binding protein Mi-2 homolog. NCBI's taxonomy places the organism in Eukaryota, Metazoa, Arthropoda, Arachnida, Sarcoptiformes, Oppiidae. The transcript is spliced from 3 exons. The record is from RefSeq and is a predicted model, not a curated record. The coding region runs from base 77 to 649 and encodes 190 amino acids.
UAAAAAAUCAUUACUAAUCACUACUUUGAAGAGACAACAUAUUAAUACUAAUAACAAUAAUAAUAAUAACAUAAAGAUGUCUGAAAAGUCAAAUCGUGAUAAAUUAAUGGAUGCCAUCGAUGCAAUUGAAACAAUUGUCACUAAUCCUGAUGAUGGCACUUGUGAUCUGUUAAUCUACUUUGUAAACACAAUGAACAGAUUGUUGGCUAAGUUGCCCGGCCGUGAAAACAAGGGUCACCAACAAGACGAUAGUGGACCACAUAUAUCGGUACCAGUGCUUAAGUUACCGGUGGUAUCCGAGUCCAUCAGCCAAACGAAAGUCAAGGAAUCGGCCGCCAACACAGUGGCAACCGGUUUGAUCAACAAAGAGACCGACUCUGAAGAUAAUAAUAGAUUUUUUUCUCAGUGUAAUAUUGAACAGUAUUGUCAAGUUUGCAGACAAGACGGUGUGUUAUUAUCAUGCGAUUACUGUCCCCGAACUUAUCAUAAACAGUGUGUCGAUGACCACAACAUGACUGGCACUGCAACAAAAAAGUGGAUGUGUCCGCACUGUGUGAACCAAAACAAAUCACCCGAAACAUCCGGUCAAUCACUUGAUGACUACCAGAGCAAUGGUACAGAAACACCAAACAAAAAAGCCGAGAUAUGAUAGACAGAACACUGAUAUAACAAUGGCUACAAUUUCAUCCGAUUGUCAAACGUCUAAACAAUAAUUAUAUUAUUAAUAGAUAUAUAU